GUAUACUAGUUCUAAUUAGUCGAUCAUUCUCCCUUUAUAUUUUUAUUUUUUUUUGACAUCGAGAAAAUUUGUAUUCUCUCCUAUUUAGCUUCAAUAUAUUAUGGACAAACUCGCACGUUAAUUUUCUCUCAAAAGUAACUCAUCUCAAUUCAUUUGCUCUCUUUCACUUACCAACUUUCUAACAGUGUAACACAUUUCAGUUUGAAUGGCCGAUAUCCUUCAAUAUUUAUUUCAAUUACAUAACAUAAUUAAGAAGAUUUUUUUUUUUUGAGGGGAAAUUAUUAAGAAGAUAAUUAAGCCAUUUAUAGAGCACCAACAUCUUCAAUCACACAUUUCUGUGGUUUUAUACUUUAAUUCUCACGCCUAAAGUUCCUGCUAAUUACCAAAGAUCAAACUAUGUUGUUGAUAGUUUCUUCAUUACAUCUGUUAUAUUUUUGGUGGUUGAACAGUUUUAAGAGAAUAAUACACAAACAUAUCUUUCUCUAUAAAAGCUAAUUUCACAAAGAUUGAGUCUCACAUAAUUGAUUGAAAUCAAAUAUAUCUAACUAGGAAUAUCAAUAAUGUUUAUGUUGAUGCACUUUUUGGGGUUCCAAGUUGCAAGCAUGACACAUCUGGCUGCCAUUUUUAUCUUCUCAACUAUCAUUGCUUUUUCAUGUGCCCAACCUAUAGAUCGCAUUGGAGUCAACUAUGGAAAGCUAGGCAGCAACUUACCUUCACCUUAUAAAUCCAUAGGGCUCAUCAAAUCAAUGAAUGCUAGCAUGGUUAAGCUCUAUGACGCGGACCCUGAGACCAUGAAAUUGCUAGCCGGAACGGACCUACACGUCUCGAUCAUGGUCCGCAACGAUGAGAUAGUCAAACUCGCGACCAACGACACUCUAGCGAACCAAUGGGUCCAUGAGAAUGUCUUUGCGUACUACCCUACAACUAUGAUUCGAUCCAUAAUGGUUGGUAAUGAAGUCUAUAGUAACCACAAUCUUGAACAAUGGGACAACCUAGUUCUAGCCAUGCAACACAUUAGGAACACGUUACAUACCCAUGAUAUACAUAACAUUAAAGUUGGUACACCCUUAGCCAUGGACAUUUUAGGUUCAACUUUUCCACCAUCCAAUGGAACCUUUCGUGUCGAUACGUUAACAACAAUAGUACCCUUAUUACAAUUUCUUAAUAGAACCGGCUCUUUCUUUUUUCUUGAUAUUUAUCCCUAUUUUCCUUGGUCUUCCAAUCCCAACACUAUAGAUUUAAAUUUCACCUUAUUUAGAGGAAAUUUAACGUAUGUUGAUCCAGGAAGUAACUUGACGUACACUAAUCUUCUUGACCAGAUGUUAGACUCUAUAUAUUUUGCUAUGUCAAAAGUAGGGUUUUCAAAUAUUCCGAUAUACAUAGCAGAGACUGGAUGGCCUAACGAAGGUGAUCUAGACCAACCUGGUGCAAAUGUGUAUAAUGCAGCUAUCUACAAUAGGAAUCUUGUACAAAAAGUUUUAGCAGACCCACCCUUAGGUACUCCGGCCCGGCCCGGUACAAUCAUACCCACAUUCUUGUUCUCUUUGUACAAUGAGGACCUCAAGGACGGCCCGAAAACCGAGCGACAUUGGGGCCUUUUGAAGCCCGAUGGCACACCCGUUUACCCAAUUGACUUGACAGGAGCCCAAACUAAUUUUGGGCCAUUACGUCAGCCCGAAAACAAUAUGGGCUACAAAGGCAAAGUUUGGUGUGUGGUGGAUAAGAUGGCCAACAUAACUGAACUUGGGCCUGCAUUAAGAAGGACAUGCAGUCGUUUGAAUGAGACUUGUGAAUUAUCUCUUGGGCCUGGAAAACACUGUUAUGAGCCCGUGUCUGUUGUUUGGCAUGCUAGUUAUGCUUUUAAUGCUUAUUGGGCCAAGUUCAGGGAUUCUGGCGAAAUUUGUUAUUUUGGUGGGCUGGCAUCUCUUACUACACGUAACCCAAGUCAUGGAAGUUGCCAUUUUCCAAGUGUUACUAUCUGA
This is a messenger RNA of Beta vulgaris subsp. vulgaris (sugar beet), 1982 nucleotides long. Its product is annotated as probable glucan endo-1,3-beta-glucosidase A6. Gene Ontology annotation, cellular component: plasma membrane. The transcript has 3 exons. Gene Ontology annotation, molecular function: hydrolase activity, hydrolyzing O-glycosyl compounds. Gene Ontology annotation, biological process: carbohydrate metabolic process. The coding region runs from base 561 to 1982 and encodes 473 amino acids. The record is from RefSeq and is a predicted model, not a curated record. Lineage: Eukaryota; Viridiplantae; Streptophyta; Magnoliopsida; Caryophyllales; Amaranthaceae.